CACAACUUGGCUGAGACCACAACAAAACAUGGCCGAGGCUCUAGCAUGCGACUUUGACGACUGGUUGAAAUUUACUCUAGUGGCACUAAACACAGAUGACGAGGUAUUUAGUCCCUAUAUAAAAGGUAUAUUAGAAGGAGACGAAAAUGCAGAGGAGAAACUUGAAGCCUUACAGGGGAUCUUGACUGAAAUAACGGAGAAUGGAAUUGAUGACCUUUGUCAGGACAUUCUGAAGAAAUGGAAUUUACGAGAUGACAGUUGUGUUGAAGAUGUCUCAGUUCAGGUAAGACCUCUAAGAGAAGAGGGGCAUGUUGAAGAUGUCUCAGUUCAGGUUGGCUUGGAUGAAAAAUUAGCCAAAAUCAUGGGUGAGCAGGCCCAGUGUGUAGUUACCACGAAGUCUCGGUCUAGAGACGAGGAGAAUCUCAAAAGUGCUAUCCUGGCACAGUAUUCACAGGUGUCAGAUGGGGAGGUUACUGACAGUGACCAGGAGGAAGAAGGCAGCGGAGGAUUAGGCAUUAGAAAUACAAAUGCAGAAGAAGUUAUUAAAGCAGAACGGAGAAGAGACAAAGACAAAGAAGAGUCACAGCGCAAGAAAGAGAAGGACAAGGAAGAUAGAGUUAAACAAAAAUCUAAAGGAAGGAGAGGAAGGAGAAGGAGAAAGCGUACUCAAAAGGGAGAGGGAGGCGGUGAUCGCCUGCAAUAUUAGUUUCUAGCCAUUUUAAUCCACAAGUUUCAGUAAGGGGAAACAUUAUUAAAAUAUAUUGUAAACUGGUUGACCUAAUUGUAUUUCAGUGUAUUUUUGAGUCAGCCAGUGUAUUUUUGUGACAAUGGCUGGUUUUCUUUCUUUUGUUUGCCUUUAGAGAAUUGUUCUAUGGAGGAGGUAGGCCUUGAGAAAAGUUUGUAUAAUACUCUGAGUAAAUGUGUUUAUCUUCCAGUUAUCUUGAAUAUUCUAAUUAAACAUUGUCUCUUUAACUAUCACCAUGGACAAAUGGAUGAAAUAAAAAAUACAAAGCGAUCCUAAACAUA
This is a messenger RNA of Homarus americanus (American lobster), 1026 nucleotides long. Its product is annotated as coiled-coil domain-containing protein 43-like. The transcript has 5 exons. Lineage: Eukaryota; Metazoa; Arthropoda; Malacostraca; Decapoda; Nephropidae. Bases 29 to 706 code for a protein of 225 amino acids. The record is from RefSeq and is a predicted model, not a curated record.